Molecule: messenger RNA, 3109 nt
Organism: Neurospora crassa OR74A
Lineage: Eukaryota; Fungi; Ascomycota; Sordariomycetes; Sordariales; Sordariaceae
Gene: col-20
Product: fungal specific transcription factor
Exons: 5
Coding region: 326-2590 (754 amino acids)
Biological process (GO): regulation of DNA-templated transcription; DNA-templated transcription
Cellular component (GO): nucleus
Molecular function (GO): DNA binding; DNA-binding transcription factor activity, RNA polymerase II-specific; zinc ion binding
Source: RefSeq, a predicted model, not a curated record
AGAAGCUGAUGUACACUAAACUGAUGCCUGCUGAUAUUGUUAGCAUCGUUAGGCAAUUUCUGAAGCUGGCUUGUAACUUCUGUAGCACAGAUACUGGCAAGGCUCUUGUCUUCGAAGCCAGACACCGCGUGCAUCACGUUAAGCCCAUUCAGCCCAACAUUGCUAGAGGUCCCCCCUCUUACCUACACAUAUCAAACACCCAAGCCGCGCUCACCAAGGCGUGGUCUCAUCCCAUCUUGAGUGUGACAAGAUAUCUCUGCUUUUGUUGACUCUGACAUCAAUCUUCCCAGCCGCUCGUGCACAGCAAUUCGUCGCAACGGCCAUCAUGAGCUUGACAACCGAAGGCAACGCGCAGCCGAUUUCGUGCUUGGAGUGUCGUCGUCGGAAGCAGAAGUGUAAUCGUCAGUUUCCAUGCAACCAUUGCUCGAAGAGAGGAGUCGCCCAUCUGUGCAGAUUUGUUCCGAAGAAAGCCAACAAAAGCGAUACAGCCUCUGACGAGGGCUCAUCGAGUGUGUCCAAGAAACGGGCUUUAGAGUCCCCCGAAGAGUCUUAUUUCGAUGAGAACGGCUGCCAAGAUAAUGAAAACGACGAGGCCGACGAGGUGGAUGCUCUCAAUGCCCUCGGGUAUAUGCCACACACACACCACGUGUUGCUUGGUAAGACAAACAAGGGUACGGUUGAUGCGGACGAUGAGCCUGUCCAGUCGAAGGAACUGCAAACUGCCAUCAUGUCAAUGCCUGCCAAGCCAUAUAUGGAUUGUUUGGUGGACAACUGGCUCAACGGUGCAAACCAUCACUACUACGUUUUGUAUCGACCUCAGUUUAGGACCCAGUAUGAUGGAUGGUGGGCGACACCCGCGAACAAGCGUACAACAGAGUUGACCAGUUUGAUCCUGCGGGUUUGUGCCUGCUCGGCCUUGUACAUCAUGGACGCUGGCGUCAUGGACAGACUAGAGUAUGAGCUUGGGACUGAUGCAUUGACACUCGCUACCACCUUGCACACAACAGCGGAGAAGCUCAGUAAAAUGGUACCUUCUGGGAAAGGGGGGCUAGCCCAUGUCCAGCAGCUCUUCUUGACCGGUUUCUGGUACAAGUCGGCCGAGAAAUGGACCGAAGCGUGGCAUGCCCUAGGAACUGCCAUUCAUGCAGCAUAUGAGAUAGGACUUCACCAGGAUUCUUUAUCUGAUGGCAUGUCGGAGUUUGACCGCGAGAUGAGAAGACGUGUUUGGGGUAUCCUGUAUAUAUGGGACUUCACCUUGAGUUCGAUGCUUUCUCGGCCAUUGCUCGUUAACCACGCCGACUGCACAUUCGUAGAGCCAACGUUAGCUCUCGACAAAGACCCCGAAAACCCAGAUAAACCGUCCCCUUUUCUGCACAUAAAUCUCCACAGCUCCCUGUGCUUGAAGAUGGCAGCAGAACUCAAGACCGUGCUGUCCGGCAACUCCAUUCCGACCGGAAUGAGUAAGGCCUUGAUGAGUAAGGCUUUGAAAGACAUUGUACAGAAGUGGAUGGACGAACUGCCCGCUGCAUAUGCUCUCCAAAACCCAGACACUCAAUGGGACGCGGAGAAUGAUUGGAUCGUAUUCCAACGUCGCUAUCUUCACCUCGUCGGUCACAUGUGCUUGUUCGAUCCUCUCAAACAAUUCGUAACUCGAGAUUCUGCAGAGCCAUUGUCUGAGUUGGAGCUGGAACUUCGUGAGUCGGGUGUGUUAGCCGCAUUGGGCCUCAUGGAAGUAUCUCGGACGUUCUUCGAGCAUCUCGCGUCUGCCGGCGCAAAAUUCCACUAUGCCGUCUUUUGCAUCUUUGACACCACCACUGUCUUGUGUUCUGGACUGGUCCGUGACGAAGCCCGGAAUUUGCCACAUCGAGAGACUGUGCUUGAAUCCAUCAAGCGCGGGUUGAGUAUGCUGCACGAGUGUACCGGCGACUCAAAGACGACAUUGAGCCUGUGCCGGAUUCUGGAAAAAAUGGUUGCAAAUUUGCCACUUAGCUAUCGGGAGAAAGGACUAAUGGGUUCCACCAAGCGAGUGAAGUCCAAGAGCACGAGUACGUCUCCGAGUGUUUCUUCGGCUGCUGGUGGGCUCGAAGUCGCGGACCCUGCUCGGCAGGGCAGGAGUAUCGAUUCGGCCAUCCACUUGGUUGAGGAACCUCGUCAAGGCGAUAACAUCGGCAGCAAUGUUUCCGGCGAAGUCUCAGCCGUCAUCGACAACAACUCGGCUGCACCCGAGGCAGGAGUAAGAGGUGAUGCUGGGCCAAAUUAUGCAGAGCCCCUCCAGGUGUGCGACCUGCUGCCGCCGCCGCCGCCAGUAGAAGCAGCAACAGCACCAUGGCAAACCACCGUGGAUCAGUUUGGCAAGUUCCAGCCAGCUACGUAUGAGAUGGCUCAACGCAACGACCCAGGCCAAUACGGGCAACUUGACUGGCAGCUUCAACAAUAUCACUUGAACAACAAUCUGGACCUGUUCGAUGGGGUGCAACUGCUCCCACUCGACGGAGGGGUUCCAACCUUGCUAGAGCAUUGGGACUGGGAGGGCCUCCACGUUGGAAAUCCUAGGCUGUGGGACAGUCCUUCUCCGUUGGCUUCGCCUUGAGCUCUGGUGACAGAUGUACAUGGCGAUGCAUGGGCGCUGGUUGUCCUGUGCCUGGGGUGUUAGGUCUUAGUCCAGCCAAUGGACAUGGAGAUAAAGCUGAGGGAAUGGGUUGUUGUUUACAGAAUGUGGGCGAGUUCUGUUCUGGCUCAGAGGAGGAGGAACCUUGCAUUGCAGAGCCGUUCAAGGAGCAUCGAUCGAGGUAUUGUUUCGAAUAGAAGCCGCAUUAGUACAGGCAAGGAGAAUGAAUGGUUGGAUCAGAUUCGUGCUUGGUGAUUGGGCCUGUUGAUUUGUGGGAUAUUAAAGUUGGAGUAGUACGGUUGCAAAUAGAACAAUCAAAGAUUUUGGUAAAGGUUGAUGGCCCCGACAGAUGAAGGACUGAGUGAGUGAGAUGGAGACGGAUGAGGCCGGGUGUCCAGGACUGAAGAUCGGGGAUGGAAGCGGAGGGCAACGCCAAACUUCUGCUUUGGGCGCCAGUUUCUGCGGUCAGACGGGGAAAACGUUGGCGCUUGUGCAUUGUUC